GCAAUAUUCAAAACAGAGAGAAUUCUAGAAUAUAUUUCGAAUGAUAAAGUAUUUUUAUGAUCGACCCUCUUAAACCCUCAUCCAUAAAUAUUGUUCUUCUGCAUGCAUGCCUGUGUAGGGUUUUAGUCUGUUGUAGCUACUUUGCAACUCAGUUUUCCUACAGAGAAAAUGGUGGUACUGGUGCGGGCAGCCCUGUCAUUGAGAGCAAGUCUCAAUCUCUGUUCUUAUAACAGGGUUUCGCUGUUAACAAACAGAGGUGUAAGCCUCAGGGGCUUAAGGAUUUCUUCACAUCCAUCUGUAGGGUUUCGCAAUGGACGCUUUCUUGGAGGGGUAACAAUCCCGCAACCUGUCAUUCUACCGGCACUGAGACGCUAUGCAACAAUACCCACUACAUCGUCUGUGAACGAUCCGUCGCCCAACUGGAGCAAUCGUCCUCCGAAGGAGACGAUUCUACUCGACGGCUGCGAUUACGAGCACUGGCUCAUUGUCAUGGAUCCCCCCGAGGGUAACCCCACCAGAGAUGAGAUUAUUGAUAGCUAUAUCAAGACGCUUGCACAGGUCGUGGGAAGCGAGGAGGAAGCUAGGAUGAAAAUGUACUCGGUUUCAACAAAGCAUUAUUUUGCUUUUGGCUGCCUGGUUUCAGAGGAACUGUCCUUCAAGAUUAAGCCUCUUCCUAAUGUUCGCUGGGUGUUGCCUGAUUCUUACUUGGAUCCACGUAUCAAGUCGUAUGGAGGGGAGCCCUUCAUUAAUGGACAAGCAGUACCCUAUGAUCCUAAGUACCAUGAGGAGUGGGUGAGGAACAAUGCACGUUGCAAUGAGAGACGAUCUAAUGACAGACCAAGAAACUUUGAUCGGUCGAGGAAUUUUGAGAGACGAAGGGAAAUGAGGAAUAAUGCUUACCAGCGGCCACCACCCCCACCGCCAUCACCAAGUAACAUGGAACACCCAAUACAAAGCAAUGCACAACCUGGAAGUGGAAGUAAUAAGAAAGGUGAUUAAGAUAUAGAAUCAACAACUUAUAAACAACUUAUAAACAACUUAUAAACAAUCUAUUCAUGUUAAUCUGUGGAGGUGUCAUGGAAAUUUAUGCUAUCUGUUUAAGAAUUUUGGAACACUUAGCUUAUAAUGCAACAAAUUUAUUCCAUGUAUUGGCAACAUAUUCCACUAGGAAUUAUCUAGGAAAAUAACAAAUCUAAAUUACAUGUAAAUUCUAUGGACUGUUUGAAUUUAUUUUUGUGGAAUGUAUUUUCCACUUUGUUAUAAUGAAUUUGGCUCAUAAGGUUAGAUUUA
Molecule: messenger RNA, 1290 nt
Organism: Cryptomeria japonica (Japanese cedar)
Lineage: Eukaryota; Viridiplantae; Streptophyta; Pinopsida; Cupressales; Cupressaceae
Product: multiple organellar RNA editing factor 8, chloroplastic/mitochondrial
Exons: 4
Coding region: 169-999 (276 amino acids)
Biological process (GO): mitochondrial mRNA modification; cytidine to uridine editing
Cellular component (GO): mitochondrion
Source: RefSeq, a predicted model, not a curated record